Messenger RNA from Rotaria sp. Silwood1, 738 nucleotides. NCBI's taxonomy places the organism in Eukaryota, Metazoa, Rotifera, Eurotatoria, Philodinida, Philodinidae. The record is from the annotation of a GenBank genome assembly.
AUGAAAUCAUCUUAUUAUUUGGAUCUUUUGCGAGGACAAUGUCAAGAAUUACCUGAUGUUCGAUCGAAAGUUGUACGAGUUUUUGUUAGUUCGACAUUUACAGAUACAUUAAUAGAACGAGAUUCUUUAAUUGAAAAUAUCUUUCCUAGACUUAAAAAUUAUUGUCGUGAAAAAUAUGGAUUAGAAUUUCGGUAUGUCGAUAUGCGAUGGGGUAUUCAAAUUGAAUCAGCAAAUAAUCAUGAAGAAGUUGCAACAUGUUUAAAAGAAAUUGAAUUAUGCAAAAAAUAUUCUGUUGCUACGAAUUUUGUGGUUUUACUUAGUCAUCGUUAUGGUUCUCGACCGAUUCCAGCUCAAAUUCGUGCAUCACUUUUUGAAUUAUUAAAAGAAACUGUUUGUAAUGAACAAAAUGAAAAUAAUGAAGGAAAAUUAUUGACUCAAUGGUAUCAACUUGAUACGAAUUCUAUACCACCUACAUAUAUUUUAAAAAAUAUUUCAUCUAUUAUACCGAAUUUUUUAUCAAAAAAUACAGAUGAAAUAAAACAAGCAGAUAAAGAAUGGAAAAAAAUCAAUAAUUGUCUAAGACAAUGUCUCCGACAAGCAGCAGAAACAUGUCUUCAACAAGGACAAAUUACUGAAAUUGAUUAUGAUGAGUUUUUUAUAUCAAUUACGGAAAAAGAGAUUAUCAAUGGAAUUUUAUCAGCAGAAGAUGCUAAUGAACGUACUUUGUUUUUUACGUGA